This is a messenger RNA of Myripristis murdjan (pinecone soldierfish), 3907 nucleotides long. RefSeq names its product dynamin 1a (gene dnm1a). Gene Ontology annotation, cellular component: cytoplasm; plasma membrane; synapse. Lineage: Eukaryota; Metazoa; Chordata; Actinopteri; Holocentriformes; Holocentridae. The record is from RefSeq and is a predicted model, not a curated record. Gene Ontology annotation, biological process: synaptic vesicle budding from presynaptic endocytic zone membrane; receptor internalization. Gene Ontology annotation, molecular function: microtubule binding; GTPase activity; GTP binding. Bases 266 to 2848 code for a protein of 860 amino acids. The transcript is spliced from 22 exons.
GCUCAUCCUCAUCCCCUGUGGUGCCUGGUGGAGAGCAGUGGACACGGCAGUCCAGAGGAGGGAAGACGGUCCUGCAGCAGAGGUGAUCUGACACCGAGGAGGCGCAAUCAAUGAGGGAGAAAACCGAAAAGUGAACUGCAUACGAAGCCCGUGCGUUUCAGCGCCCUCUGAUCGUGAGGGUGAGGAGGGGGGCGAUUUAAAAACAAGCCUUCCCUCAUAUUUUACUCGGCUCUGACCAGGACAUACCUAUUAACUAGCUGCCAAGAUGGGAAACCGGGGGAUGGAGGAUUUGAUUCCUCUGGUGAACCGCAUGCAGGAUGCCUUCGCGUCCAUCGGUCAAAAUGCGAACCUGGACCUGCCGCAGAUCGCCGUGGUCGGCGGGCAGAGUGCCGGGAAGAGCUCGGUGCUGGAGAACUUCGUCGGCAAGGAUUUCCUUCCCCGUGGCUCUGGCAUUGUCACCCGUCGCCCUUUGGUGCUGCAGCUCAUCAAUUGUCCCACAGAAUAUGCCGAGUUCCUCCACUGUAAGGGGAAAAAGUUCACAGAGUUCGAUGAGGUUCGGCAGGAGAUUGAAGCAGAGACCGACCGUGUCACUGGAGCCAACAAAGGCAUCUCGCCUGUGCCCAUCAACCUGCGGGUCUAUUCUCCUCAUGUGCUGAACCUGACCCUGGUGGACUUACCGGGAAUGACCAAGGUGCCAGUGGGCGACCAACCGGCCGACAUUGAGUUCCAGAUCAGGGACAUGCUGUUACAGUUUGUCACCAAGGACAACUGCCUGCUGCUGGCCGUCUCCCCUGCCAACUCCGACUUGGCCAACUCCGACGCGCUAAAGAUUGCCAAAGAAGUUGACCCACAAGGUCUCAGGACCAUUGGUGUGAUCACCAAGCUGGACCUGAUGGAUGAAGGGACAGAUGCUAAGGAGAUCCUGGAGAAUAAGCUGCUUCCACUGAGGAGGGGUUACAUUGGUGUCGUGAACAGGAGCCAGAAGGACAUCGACGGCAAGAAGGACAUCAACGCUGCUAUGGGUGCAGAGAGGAAGUUCUUCCUCUCCCAUCCAUCAUAUCGACACCUGGCCGACCGUAUGGGCACUCCCUACCUCCAGAAAGUUCUCAAUCAGCAACUGACCAACCACAUCCGGGACACCCUGCCGGGGUUGCGGGCAAAGCUGCAGAGUCAGCUCCUUUCCAUAGAGAAGGAGGUGGAGGAGUACAAGAACUUCAGACCUGACGACCCGUCUCGCAAGACCAAGGCCCUGCUACAGAUGGUGCAGCAGUUCUCUGUGGACUUUGAGAAGCGUAUUGAGGGCUCUGGAGAUCAGAUUGACACAGCCGAGCUGUCAGGAGGUGCGAGGAUCAACCGCAUCUUCCAUGAACGCUUCCCCUUCGAACUGGUGAAGAUGGAGUUUGAUGAGAAAGAGCUACGCAAGGAGAUCAGCUACGCCAUCAAGAACAUCCAUGGCAUCAGAACUGGCCUCUUCACCCCGGACAUGGCCUUUGAGACCAUUGUGAAAAGGCAGAUUGGGAAGAUUAAAGAGCCUUGCACCAAAUGUGUCGACAUGGUCAUAUCUGAGCUAGUCAAUACGGUUAGGCAGUGUACCAAGAAGUUGGCUCAGUACCCCAUGCUGAGAGAGGAGAUGGAGAGAAUUGUUACCCAGCACAUCAGAGACCGUGAAAGCCGCACUAAAGACCAGGUGCUGCUGCUGAUCGACAUCGAGCUCUCCUACAUGAACACCAACCACGAGGACUUCAUUGGAUUUGCCAAUGCUCAGCAGAGGAGCAACCAAAUGAACAAGAAGAAGGCGGCUGGCAAUCAGGAUGAGAUCAUGGUCAUCAGGAAGGGCUGGCUGACCAUCAACAACAUCGGCAUCAUGAAGGGAGGAGCCAAGGAGUACUGGUUCGUCCUCACCGCCGAGUCCCUGUCCUGGUACAAGGAUGAUGAGGAGAAGGAGAAGAAGUACAUGCUGCAGGUGGAUAACCUGAAGCUGAGGGAUGUGGAGAAAGGCUUCAUGUCCAGCAAGCAUAUCUUUGCCCUCUUCAACACUGAACAAAGGAAUGUGUAUAAAGAUUACCGUCAGCUGGAGCUGGCCUGUGAGACUCAGGAGGAUGUUGAUGGAUGGAAGGCCUCUUUCCUCAGGGCUGGAGUUUAUCCUGAACGAGUGACGGAGAAGGAAGGGAAGGGUGAUGGCGGAGAUGAGAAUGGUUCAGACUUCACACACAGCAUGGACCCGCAGCUGGAGCGGCAGGUAGAGACCAUUCGUAACCUGGUCGACUCCUACAUGGCCAUCGUCAAUAAGACCGUCCGCGACCUGAUGCCGAAGACCAUCAUGCAUCUCAUGAUCAACAAUACGAAGGACUUCAUCAAUGCGGAGCUGCUGGCCCAGCUGUACUCCUGCGGUGACCAGAACUCGCUGAUGGAGGAGUCGCAGGAGCAGGCUCAGCACCGCGAUGAGAUGCUGCGGAUGUACUACGCCCUGCGAGAGGCGCUCGGCAUCAUCGGUGACAUCAGCACGUCCACCAUAAGCACUUCCAUGCCGCCGCCUGUGGAUGACUCCUGGCUGCAGGUGCAGCGUGGCGGCUCUGGAGGAAGGUCUCCUGCUACCAGUCCAACUCCAAACCGCAGGGCCCCACCGGGGCCCCCGGCCCGCCCAGGCUCUCGUGGGCCGCCACCUGGGCCUCCUCCAGCUGGGGGACCUCCAGUCCCCUCUCGCCCGGGGUCGUCCCCCGACCCUUACAGUGGGCCCCCACCCACCGUGCCCUCCAGGCCUAACCGCGCACCUCCAAGUGUGCCGAGCCGGCCAAACAAGGGCGGGCCCUCCCGCCCCGAGAGCCCCCUGCCGCCAUUCGAGUCGUAGAAGACCCCACCCUCACAUUUCCCAUAACUGUCUUCCUAUGACCUCCUCUCUUUCAAACAUCAUCCCGUCACUGGCCACACCAGCCCAUGAAACAGACUGCCCCUCUAUCAUUCACUCAGUCACCUCACCAACGCUCCGUGAGGGAGGAGAGCGUAGACGAAAAGCAGGGGAACAGAAUGAGAAGACGCCUACAAGACGCUCUCCUCUCUCUCACGUACCUGGAUGGACAGACAGCCAGUGUCUCUCCAUCCUCCUUUUCUUCCUCUCUCUCCUUGCAGUAGGAUGGAAGGAGCCGUGAUCACCUGUGAAAACUUCUGGAUCUCUGGCCCUGCUGUAGCGGCCAGAAGGCCUCACUGCCGCUCAUGAAUUGAACUGUCUGUUGUGUAACUGCUUACCGUCUCGUCCACCUGUAUCUGAACGGCACGCAAAACUGUCCAGCUAGCUGUUAAAUCCCACACACUCAGCUGUAUAAACGUCUUUCACACAAUUUCCCGACAUGAAAACAAUAAGACAUGCUGUUGUCUGUGCUUCCACAGGACCUAUGCAAUACCAGAGCAGUGGUGUCACAAAGAAAAACGUUUCCCCAAAUCAGAUUUGUGGCUGAAAGAGGUGCUUCUGAUGGUCCUUUUCCCACCACCACCUCCUCUCCUUUUCAACCUACUUCCUCAUUAAUGAAGCUGCAUUACUUUAGUGAGGCGGGAUCUAAAUAGGAAGUGCAAUAUGUAUCCUUCUUGGAUGGCCGAUUGGCAGCCACUUGCCCACCAAUCACAAAAGAAACAGGAUAAACGAUUUCGUUUGAGAGGAGGGGGGAGUCGCACCCUUUCUUUAUUCAGAGAUUUGGAAGAAGGCUCCUCAUGUAAGGUGCUGAGGCUGUGACAGGGAAGAUAUUUAAAAAUAUCGUCUGAAAUAUUAGUGUUUCUACGUAGUUAUAUUACUUAAUGUAGAAGGGUUGAUGCAUAAAAUGUCUUAUAUACAUAUGGACACAGGAACAAUGACAUUUUUGUCAUGAUUUAUGAUGUCAUCUCUUCCUUUUCUUUUUUUCCCCUUUCUUUUUUCCUC